GAUGAAAUCAUUAGCUACUGCUGCGCUAUUAUUUCUGGUCUUCGACCCAGUGCAGAAUUUACUGACGAUUCGUCUGUCGGGUCAUAUGAAAACUGGGAAAGUAAGCGAUGAAGAACCAAAAAGAACAAACAAUGAGGAGAAUGAUUUUGAACACAACAUAUUAUCAAGCAAAAUUAACAAAACAAAUGUGGAAUAUCAGGUGAAAUUUGAAAAUAUUCUCAAUGCUUCUUACCCAAAUGAUAUUAAACUGCGUCCAAAUGAGGAAACUCCACAGACAUUCGAGUCAAGGAUGAAUCGUCUACUAGUUGAUGAACCAAUUAGAGCCAGACGAACAAGGAGAACCUUGCAUAAAAAGAAGUCCGUAAAAAGAAAAUCCAAAAAAUCGAGGAGAGGGUCCAUUCAUGUGAUACCUAAAAUAAAGUCAAAGUACCCACUUGCCACAUCCUUUGACAAACACGGAAACAUCAAUAGCAACUGGGAAGCAGUAUCGACAACGAGAUCAAAUUUGAAACUGCGUAUCGACUCACCACGAAACGCGUCGCUGUACAACGCGGCAUACAUUAUGGUAAAAUACACCGGAAACUAUUUCGUAUAUGGGCAAGUUUUUUUCCAUGGUCAAAAACACGAAAUGGGACAUUGUUUACACGUAGCUGAUACAUACAAGCCGUGUUCAGAGACAACGUGUGACGACAAAGAAGUCAUGUGUUCUCGAACAGCUGCGGGGCAUCCAGAGAAUGACAACAUUGUCUAUAACAUCAAUACAAACUAUGUAGGCGGUGUUGUGUAUUUGAAACGAUAUUCAACCAUUCGACUCGCCAUUGAUGUUAAACAGAACAUAAACAAGGCAAAAUCCAUUGAACUGGACACAUCGUUAUGUUACUUUGGUGCAUUUUCAGUUUAAAUGUGCAAGGGAGGAUAACUUAUACGUUUGAAUAGAUCUAAGUACGGGAACGUGUUAAAUUGUAGUUAUCUAGGUAUUACAUCUUCCUUUGGAAGUCAUUACUUGCCAAAUUGAAUAAUUGUAAUUGUUUUUUUUAUUAACAACACUAAUAGCCACGUUCAAUACAAAUUUAAGGA
Owenia fusiformis is the source of this 1077-nucleotide messenger RNA. Lineage: Eukaryota; Metazoa; Annelida; Polychaeta; Sabellida; Oweniidae. The record is from the annotation of a GenBank genome assembly.